Messenger RNA from Porites evermanni, 825 nucleotides. The record is from the annotation of a GenBank genome assembly. NCBI's taxonomy places the organism in Eukaryota, Metazoa, Cnidaria, Anthozoa, Scleractinia, Poritidae.
GUCACCGUGCUCAGUUGGAACAUUAACGGAGAAAAACCCGCAAAUGCCCGACGUAGAAUGAUAGAAAGUGCGAUUACUUACAUCGACCCAGACGUUAUGCUACUACAAGAAACCAAGAACAGCAUCAUCAAUCCAAAAGUGGACAGCCAUCGGCUGCGCAGUCUUGAUAAGUACAUCAGUGUGCAAGCUGGAAAAAUGGAACAAGCCCAGGUUUUCUAUAAAAAGAAUGGCAAAUUCGAGGAAGUAUCCUCAUCCACAGUGAAUUUGAAGCUACAUAACAUUCUAAAAGAGAUGUUCUCUAAAAAUGAAACUCUCCAACUGGGAAGAAGAUCAGUGAGAGUGCGGAAAUUGAUAAGAAAUCGUGCUUGUGUUGUUUGUCUUCGACACAAACUUACAAAGCGUGAGAUAAUUUUCAUAUCUUACCACAACAUCGCAAAGGGUGGAGGUAAAGGAGGUGUCGAGACGAAGGCCGCCCAAUUUUGUCAAAUCAUAGCAAAACUACACGCGUCUACCAAAUGCUGUGUCAUAGCUGGGGUGGACUUCAACUGCUCUGAUUUCGAUUCUAAGGGUGUUAAAGUUCAAGAUUAUGAAGUAACCUUGAGGAGGAAAGAACCAAAAAAAAAAAAAAAAGUCGACUACUUCAUCUUGAGUGACAAUGCUCCUGUGGAUGGUGUUGUUGUGGAAGCUUUCGAUCUUUUUCCACAGAACAAUGAGGCGCCAUUCUACGGAAAACUCCAAAGCCUUUUGCGACACAACACGACGGAAGACCAGUAUAAAAAAGCAAAUGAUCAUGAUCCCUUAAAGCUUUCCAUGCAGAUAAGUUGA